Molecule: messenger RNA, 1701 nt
Organism: Glycine soja
Lineage: Eukaryota; Viridiplantae; Streptophyta; Magnoliopsida; Fabales; Fabaceae
Product: aminoacylase-1
Exons: 4
Coding region: 117-1466 (449 amino acids)
Biological process (GO): amino acid metabolic process
Cellular component (GO): cytoplasm
Molecular function (GO): aminoacylase activity
Source: RefSeq, a predicted model, not a curated record
AGGAACGUGAGUAAAGCAGUUGCAAUGUGCGAUAGUGGGUGGCCACAGAGAGAGAAAGAUAAGAAGUAAGGAGGUAGUAGGCAGUGUGUUUGUUUGUGUUGUGUUGGGCGUUAAGGAUGGUGUUGAAUUGCAAAAGCAAAAACAUCCUCCUUUUAGUUUUGUUAGCCAUAGCAAUAGAAACGGGAUGGUCAUCAGAAGAAGAAAGCAGCAUCAUAUCACGAUUCCAGCAAUACCUGAAAAUCAACACUGCCCAACCCACCCCGCGUUACCACGAAGCCGCCGAUUUCCUGAUAUCCCAAGGUAAAGCCCUCUCCCUGGAAUCCCAAAGCAUUGAGUUUGUGGCAGGCAAGCCACUUGUCCUUCUGAAAUGGGAAGGCUCAAACCCUAACCUCCCCUCCAUCCUCCUCUAUUCCCACACCGACGUCGUCCCAUCGGAGCACUCUAAGUGGACCCACCACCCCUUCAGCGCCCACCUCGACUCCUCCGGCCGCAUCUUCUCCCGAGGCUCUCAGGACAUGAAGUGCGUCGGCAUGCAGUACCUCGAGGCCCUCCGACUCCUCAAGUCCCACAACUUCCGCCCCCUCCGCUCCCUCUACCUCGCUUUCUCCCCCGACGAGGAAAUCGGUGGCCACGACGGUGCCGAGAAGUUCGCUGACUCCUCUAUCUUCCAAAGUAUGAACGUUGGCGUUGUUCUUGACGAAGGUCUGGCUUCUCCCGACCCCCAUUACCGGUCUUUCUAUGCCGAAAGGAGUCCCUGGUGGUUGGUCAUCAAGGCCUUUGGUGUUCCCGGCCAUGGCGCCAAGCUUUAUGAUAACUCUGCCAUGGAGAAUCUCUUUAAGAGCAUUGAAAGUAUCCGAAGGUUCCGCUCCUCGCAGUUCGACUUGAUCAAGGCCGGCUUCAAGGCCGAAGGCGAUGUUGUUUCUGUUAAUAUGGUCUUUCUCAAGGCUGGAACUCCAUCUCCAACUGGUUUUGUCAUGAAUUUGCAGCCUUCUGAAGCAGAAGCUGGAUUUGAUAUUCGGGUGCCACCCACUGCUGAUCCAGAAUCGUUGGAGAGGCGCAUUGCUGAGGAAUGGGCACCUUCAUCCCGCAAUAUGUCAUUUACUCUCGGGCAGUUCAAACAGAAGGCGCACACACGAGAUAAGUCUGGGAAACCAAUCCUCACCAAAACUGAUAGUUCCAAUCCCUGGUGGGCCCUUUUAGAAAAUGCUGUCCAAAAGGCUGGUGGGAAACUUGGUAAGCCCGAGGUCUUUCCCGCCGCUACAGAUUCACGCUACUUCCGUGAACGUGGAUUACCAGCAAUUGGAUUCUCACCUAUGGCAAACACUCCUGUUCUUCUACAUGACCACAAUGAGUUUCUGCACAAAGAUGAAUACUUGAAAGGGAUUAAAAUCUACGAGUCAAUAAUUAAGGUAUAUGCAUCGUUGGAUGAUAAUGGAAGAGAUGGAGCAUCCAAAGAUGAGUUAUGAGCAAGUGGUGUGGCACCUACCCCUACCUAAUUCUCAUUUUCUGCCUUUCCUUAUGUAACAAUAGAGAGGAAAAAUAACACCUCAACUGACUUUGUUGUAGCUUCUGACACAUAACAAUAAAGAGGAAACAAAUAUGUUUGUUUCAAACUUUGCUCAGAGCAACUUCACCCUUGCACGAAUGCUUUCAUAAAUAAUUUUCUUGUGCACAAUAUUAUGAAAACUCAAUCCUUCAUUU